Molecule: messenger RNA, 2235 nt
Organism: Suillus clintonianus
Lineage: Eukaryota; Fungi; Basidiomycota; Agaricomycetes; Boletales; Suillaceae
Exons: 5
Coding region: 344-1936 (530 amino acids)
Molecular function (GO): protein binding
Source: RefSeq, a predicted model, not a curated record
CUUUAACAUUGUUACGUGCCGCCAUGUGCAUCAUCUACGGGCUGGAUGCUUCUUCUUCGACAUUCUAACCCUCGAAACAUAUUAUUGCGCAUGGAUUUGGUCCCGAGUAGAAUACCCCAUCACCGCUAAGUAGCUUGAACCUUGAGCAACUACUAACAUUGGAAGGAAGAUUUGACAUGAUUCAAAUCAUUGCGGCCUCUCGCGGUGAACUUGGGAAUGUUUUGUAUUAGGUUUCUCCCCGAGUUGCCGAUCGCGGUCAGUGACUUCGAAGUUUCGACUCGACAAGUUUUAUAUGAGAUGAGUUUUCAAAUUCAAACAACCUGGAAAUCGCCCAAUUUCGCCAAUGUCCCAUACAUCCCACUUCCUUCACCUCCCGGACGAUGUUCUUGCAUAUCUGCUCGACUUCGCGCCUAUGAAUGACCUCGAGAGUGUCUCUAAGACAUGUAACCCACUCAGAGCUAUAUGUGGAAUAGUUCGUGCUCCAUACCUCCACGAGCUCAAGCAGGAGGGUCUAGAGUACAACGCCACGUCCGCCUCGCCUACUGUGUCCUUUCCGCAGGCGUUGGCUUCCCUCAGGUGCAGAGAAAACAGAUGGAGGACGAUGCGUCCAAUCAUGUCAUCCUGCCGUGCAACCUUGAACGACAGCGACUUCACUAGCUACUAUCAGAAGGUAGCUUUGUACGUGUCUAGACAGGUUGUGUCAACUGUUGUCCAUGGGGACACGUCGGAACGCGCAACUUACCAUGGCCAAGCUGGCGAGGUUACUAGCCUGCAUGCCGCUGACGUACCGCAGGACCUUCUUGUUCUUUUGCGGACGCACAUUGGAACUAAUAUGUCGUAUCUCUCCUUCCUCUCCUUGAGAGAGAUGUCUCCGCAUUCCGAAGCCGCUAGUCCAACGCGUGUCCUCGUCACUAGCAUAAGUCCCAUGGGAUAUUUUGCUACUCCUCUCAAUGCCUGUGGUCUAAGAAUACUUGGUCCAUGGUGUGCGAUUCUAACGACGGGGCCGCAUUCCAACGUCCUCAUGCUUUGCAACUGGAAGACUGGUGCAUCAUUUAAAUUGGCGGGGAUUCUUUCCGACAGGGUUGACGAUUUUAAUUUUAUGAAUGAUCGUGCCCUUGCCGUCAUUCAUGGAGCAUCCAACCCUUCUCGCCUAAUACUGCGCCUUUACGACGUCAUUUUCCCAAGCCAGCUCUGUCCAUCUGGUCUCGUCGCACUCCGAUUGUCUUUGCAAUUACCUCGCAUUGAAGCCCGUGUAUCCAUAUCUCCCAGUCGCCUUCUGCUCCCAAGGACACUGCAGGAACAAAGUCUCCGACCCCAUCAGCGCCCAUGCGAGGUCUUUCCCCCGAAUAGCGGAAUCAUGGCUCUGUCGAUACCCCUUGCAACAGGUGGCGGGAAAGCUCGACUGGACAUUGCUAUCGAUGUCUCCAUGCUGCUUUCCGUCGUUCGUGGCAACAAUGCCGCUGACUGCCCAUUGCUCUGGAGCGAGUGGGGUCCCAAGAUGUCGCGCGUUUUCUUGAUUAACGAAGCCCUUCGUGCGACAGGCGAUGUAGAGCCUCUGCAAGAUGUCGAAGGCUACAGAGUGGCCUACUCCACCAACGCAGAUGUCCAGGAUACAUGCAUUGGAGUUUCUGAGGAACUUUCUUGCCCUGCAGCUUUCGUUCUAGACUUCAGUCCUGCGAGUGUUCGAUGGGCUCGAGGGGAGGUUGAGGCACGUCGUGGAAUGCGUGGCGCUUUGGUAACAGAAGCGAGCGUUCUACGACCGGGGCGCCUGCUUGCAGAGGAGGUCGUCAGCUACCUACCAUAUACUCGAACCAUGCUCGAUGGUUACCUACCCCAACACCAAAUUCGGCUUUCGCGGGAUGAAGUCGUCUAUCCUGUUAAUCCGUUGCAAGGACCUCCGCUGCCUAAUUUACAUAAUGUUUACAGCUUCGCUUGAUACGAUACUGGAAUUGCUGCUCAAAGCCAUCUGCGACGCCUACUUAACCAGUAUUUUAAUCGUUUUUCAUCCUAGCACUAUCUAUCGCAUACUAAUCUUUGAUACCUUAUAACCUUUGAUACCUUUGAUAUCCCUGAUUGCUACAUUUGCACAUCAACUUGGGUCUUCCAUCGCUUUUGGCGCAUCAUCACCACCUCUCUUCACAAAUUCCUGUCAUAUACCAUUAAUAACCUCAUCCUGUGCCCUGUGAACCUGCUAGGAAGAACUGGCACUAUCACACCCUAUAAUCAAUUCUGUGU